AUGUAUUGUAUUGCAGAAAAUAUCCAAGGACGUUACAAGUAAUGGGCACUUAUACGCACCCCCAAGAUAUGCAAUUCCUUGUGAACUUCUACGAAGUUCGCGUAUCACAGUUAAGGAAGCGUUGAAUUGAUGUCCUUGGAAUUACAGUUUGUGAAGGAUCUACACGUUGACCCAACGAUUUCCGCUCCUUGGGAGUUCCAUUUCCUUUCGAUUGGUCACUUUACAUAUUUCGAGGCUAUCUGACCUGUUACUCUCACGUCCUGCUUCGCGCUACUAAUAUACUGCAGUCCUUCAUGUCUCCAUGUUGACAACUUAUAUCCAAGCGUCCACGACUCCACGCCAACAGGAUGCUUUCCCGUUUGAAUCUGCUCCCUAGGUUUCGACAUGUACAGCGAAGCUAUGUCACGUAUUCGUGCAUCUAUCUAUCGAUGUGGGUCUACAUACGCAGAGCAUGGUGGCCAUGGACGACUCCAAAUUCUGACUUGAUGAGUUCUCGACGCUCAACGUCGAGCAAUGACUUUAGCCAUGAGACCAGGUCAGCUGGGUCUUUACUGGAGAUCUUAAAGUGCUUCCAACUACCCGUAUUGACUGGUCGAGCAAUGGUCUCUCCUCUAGUGUUGCUCAUUUCCGUCGUGGCAGCUAUUCAAACCCAUGCGUGGACUGUGUUUGUUGUUCCUCAUACAGCGGGACAAGAUGACGCACCUGCUCUUAUGAAUGCGCUCGCAGUUGGAAAUAUCUCCACUAAUGGAACAAUACUUUUCUCGAAGGGUGUAACUUAUAACAUCCUCACGCCCAUCAAGUUCCCUGUUUUGAAUAAUGUUGAGAUAAGGAUCGAAGGUAAUCUCACAUACUCGGACGAUAUCGUGGCAAUACAAGAUAUUGUCGGGUCCUCGAACUUUCCAGGAGCAUGGUUCACCUUUACCGGCGGCCACAAUGUCACCCUUCGAGGCUCCACCGAUCCCAAAUGGGGCUGGGUAGAUGGUCAUGGUCAAGCCUGGUGGGACGCGAAUCAGCAGGUGAAUCGACCGCACGGGUGGGCUUUCAGCAAAAUUAGCAACGGCGUCAUUCGUGACAUGAAGUUAUGGAAGCCAAUUGCAUGGAACUUUGCUACCAGUGGUUCUUCAAAUGUACAUGCUUUCAACAACAAGAUCAUCGCGGUGUCGAAUACUGAUUCAUUCCCCUUCAAUACUGAUGGAUUUUCCGCCGGUGGUACGGACUUACUUUUUGAGGGGAAUCAUAUUGAAAACGGGGAUGACUGUCUGACGGUCGGCAAUGGUGCUAAAAAUAUCAUUUUCCGUAAUAGCUAUUGCGAAGGCGGUCACGGCCUUUCCAUCGGCUCUUUAGGGAACGGAGGUCAAGUAGCCGAUGUUCAGAACGUGCUAAUCGAGAAUGUUUUCAUGAAAAAUACCCUGUACGGUGCAAGGUUCAAGAGUUGGACAGGCGGAAAUGGGCUGGCUCGCAACAUCACUUGGAAAGACAUUGCAUUCCAAAAUGUCCCAUUCCCUAUAUAUAUCACUCAGAACUACUGGGACCAAGGGGUUGGGCCAAGGCCAAAUACCACCGGCACUAAUAACACACAUAUCCAAGACUUCCUCUUUCAGAACUUCGUCGGAAUCAUUGAGGACAAGCCUUACAUUGAGGGAUCUUGUGUCAGCGAUCCUUGUUGGUAUGCUGUCCCAGGUGCUACGGGUAAAGAAGUUGCCAUUCUCGACCUGUAUCCGGACACCGCUACGAACGUUGUAGCAAAGGACAUCUUUCCUGUCACAGAGACUGGCGCAAAGGUUGCUGUUAUGUGCAAUCCUUCAACGGUUUCAAACGAUGUAGGCUUCCGAUGUUGGAAUGGACCUUUCGUCCGUACCAUAGCAGGCUUGUAGCAAAACCCUUGUACAAUGUUGUUGGGUCAUUUCGUCUGUGAUCUUGGAUUACCGUCG
Messenger RNA from Somion occarium, 1931 nucleotides. NCBI's taxonomy places the organism in Eukaryota, Fungi, Basidiomycota, Agaricomycetes, Polyporales, Cerrenaceae. The record is from the annotation of a GenBank genome assembly.